This is a messenger RNA of Striga hermonthica, 1014 nucleotides long. Lineage: Eukaryota; Viridiplantae; Streptophyta; Magnoliopsida; Lamiales; Orobanchaceae. The record is from the annotation of a GenBank genome assembly.
AUGGAGAGCUCGGCCACGGAACCCCACCACCGCCGCGAGAACGUCGCCACCUACGAGUCCCCCCACCCGAUCUACGCCAUGGCGAUCUCAGCCGCCGACCCCCGCCGCAUCGCCGUCGGCAGCUUCCUCGAGGAGCUCGGUAACCGCGUCGACGUCCUCACCUUCUCCGACGACCGCCCCGCCGCAGCUUCCAUCUCCCCCUCCUCCCCUGCUCUCUCCUUCGACCACCCCUACCCCCCGACGAAGCUCCUCUUCCACCCAUCCCCCUCCGCCCCCGCCAGCCUCCUCGCCUCCUCCGGCGACUUCCUCCGCCUAUGGCGAGUCGGCGACGCCUCUGUAGACCCCAUCUCCACCCUCAACAACAGCAAGGCCAGCGAGUACUCCGCGCCACUCACCUCCUUCGACUGGAACGAGGCCGAGCCCCGCCGCAUCGGCACCUCCAGCAUCGAUACCACCUGUACCAUCUGGGACGUCGAGAAGGGCGUCGUCGAGACCCAGCUUAUCGCCCACGACAAAGAAGUCUACGACAUGGCCUGGGGAGAAGCCGGGGUUUUCGCCUCCGUCUCGGCCGAUGGUUCGGUUAGGGUUUUCGAUCUCAGGGACAAAGAACACUCCACCAUCAUCUACGAGAGCCCGAUCCCCGAUACACCUCUUCUGAGGCUCGCCUGGAACAAACAGGACCUUAGGUACAUGGCAACUAUCUUGAUGGACAGCAAUAAAGUUGUGAUUUUGGAUAUCCGUUCGCCAGCUGUCCCCGUGGCCGAGCUCGAGAGGCACACGGCCAGUGUGAACGCCAUCUCGUGGGCCCCACAGAGCUGCAGGCACAUAUGCUCUGCAGGGGACGAUGGGCGGGCUUUGCUGUGGGAGCUGCCCACUGUCGCUGGGCCCAACGGGAUUGACCCAAUGCUCGUGUACCCCGCUGGUGCGGAGAUUAAUCAGCUGCAGUGGUCCGCGGCCCAGCCCGAUUGGAUCGCGAUUGCAUUUGGGAACAAGAUGCAAAUGCUCAAGGUUUGA